UGCCCAAGAAAUUUGAAUACAGGGAAAUGUUUGCCUUAUAAUACAAGGUCUCACGUCAGUGUAAGAAAAGAGCAGCAGUGGAAACAAGUAGAAACAGGAUCAGGUCACCUUGAGUGCAGGAGCUGGAGGAUUCGACUUCAGCAUCAGGAAGAACCAAACCAAGCAUCAUGUGUGGCCCAUUUAAAAGCUGCCAGGCCAUUUUACGCCUCUUGGAAAUCAUCUUCACCGCUUUGGCCUUCAUCAUCGUCACGUCCCGUGGCGGGAUGGUGCAUCCAUGGGGAGUCUGGUGCGAGUUUGUCUGGAUUUUCUGCAUCAUCGUGCCUCUGGUGCUGUUGGUGAUGGAGGCAAUGUCGUGGCACAUACUCCUGGCCACCUGCCUCCCCGACUGGGCCGACCUGAGCUGCGGGCUGACCAUGCUGUGUGCCGCCAUGAUCACCUCUGCCACAAUCAUCUUUGCAGUCGUGUACCUCUGCCUCUCCUGCAUCAUCAACAUCCUGUGUCUCAUCUUCUCCCUGGUCGCCACCGUUGUUUUCCUGGUCGACACUGUAAAGCAGAAGCUCAAAUGUCCAAACGGCUACCUCUCCCGUCUGAGAGGCCUCCUUCGCAUGUCAGAGGCCUUCAUUGCUUGUAUCAUUCUCACCGCUGCCUCCGACUACUUUGUGAAUCAGAAUUGGUCUGAUCCUCCUUUUGGGAUGAUAUGCAGCGUCGCUGUGUUUGCCCUUUGCCUCCUGGUCACCGUGCUCAUCAUCAUCCUCUAUCUGCUCAGGCUCCUGCAAGGCCUCCUCUCGCUUAACCUCGGCUUGAUGGAGUUUGUGUUCAACAUCGUGGUGGUGCUGUCGUACAUGCUCGCCAUCAUUCUCUGGAUUGUCUUUGGUUCCAAACACUACAACAACAACCCUUACUUCUGUGAGCACUGCUCCUACAGAGACUUUAUCACUGUCAUCGUCGGAGCCUUCAUCAACCUGGUGCUUUACCUGGUCGACCUGGUUUUAUCCUUCAAAUCUCGCUAGACGCACGAACAUGAAAAUGUAUUUGCUCUUAUUAGAUCUUGUUAUCUCCUCAGGCUACUUAGCAGUGUGCGGUGUGUUAUGUAUUAAUUGCUGCAAUGUUAUAAUUGAUUUAAAGCCCAAAUCUGAGU
Molecule: messenger RNA, 1138 nt
Organism: Paralichthys olivaceus (Japanese flounder)
Lineage: Eukaryota; Metazoa; Chordata; Actinopteri; Pleuronectiformes; Paralichthyidae
Product: myeloid-associated differentiation marker-like protein 2
Cellular component (GO): membrane
Source: RefSeq, a predicted model, not a curated record